Molecule: messenger RNA, 2698 nt
Organism: Portunus trituberculatus (swimming crab)
Lineage: Eukaryota; Metazoa; Arthropoda; Malacostraca; Decapoda; Portunidae
Product: lipase maturation factor 2-like
Exons: 10
Coding region: 627-2252 (541 amino acids)
Biological process (GO): protein maturation
Cellular component (GO): endoplasmic reticulum membrane
Source: RefSeq, a predicted model, not a curated record
AACUCAUACAACGAGAUUCUCAUAAGGAGUAGAAAAGCUGGGAGAACAGUGUGUGUGGCGGUGGAGGCUCAGAAGCAGCUUGAUAAGAUAGACAGUCCAACAGGAUGAUGGCUGAUUAGCAGAACAACAGUUUGGCCCACCCACCCCAGGUGUGCCCCACCAGCGGCGACCAGUGCUUGGCAAGUUGGCGGGUCCACUUGGGAUCAUUCUACACUGCCUGGCGCCGGCUCGUCCUUCCAUUGCCCCUCAAUCUAUCAACAUUGAAUCUGUGGCGGCAACUUGGGCUGCAAUAUUGGCAAUAGUGACGCCUGCUUGUGCCCAACAGGUCUUUCUCGUGCGUGGCUCACCUGUCACCCCUCGUGUUGACACCUGGCCACUUGUCAGGCAGGCUCUUGGCAUGGGAUGUGGGCGGUGAUCGGUGGAGGCUUGGCCGCCACUCCAAAACACAACAACCUUUCUACAUGACAUCUGCGUUGUGUCAAUGAUUUCGCCCUCUCCCCCAGUGAACAAUAAGCCCAUGACAUUGCUUCAUUGCAUAGUCCCGCGGCUUUGAUUGGCUCGGUAUCUCCUAUAGAUACCUUGAUAGGGACGUUCAUACCUAAUACUUCACCACCACCACCACCACCAUGGCUGUUGAUAUACUUCACACUAGGAACUUAUUUCUGCGCUGUAUGUGUGCAAUCUACAUGUUUGCCUUUGGAUCCCUGUAUCUACAAGUACCAGGGUUGUAUGGCGAGAAGGGGAUCCUUCCAGCCCAUACUCAGCUGCCGAAUCUGAAAUACCCAAAGCAGUGCUUCUUUGACAAGCUGACACUGCUCUGCUUCUCAUCCUAUGUGGGCCUGAAUGUCUCUUACAUGAUGGAGCUCCUUUCCCUUGCUGCAACCCUGCUAAGCUUUAUUGGGAUGGUAUGGAAGUCUUGGUGCACAGCCACCCUCUUCCUGAUUUUAUGGGGCACAUACCUUUCUCUCUAUCAAGUAGGACAGACCUUCCUCUGGUUUCAAUGGAAUGUAACUUCUCUUGUCCAGAUUCUGCUCCAGGUCAUGAUUAUAUUCACUGGAAAUUACAACUUCUUCAACCUGCUAACCAUCACUAUGUGUCUGGCCCUGAUGGAUGAUGUUCACCUUGGCUAUCAGCAUGUGAAAGACCUUUCAUUUGGAUUCAUCUCAUAUGUAAAGGCAACUUGUAGCUGGACUGUCAAGUGGCUCGGCUUCAUAGCGUUGGCGUACUACACAGUAAUCUACUUUAACCUUAAAAUUGCUCCUGAUGGCACCAUUGAUUCAAAAUUCGUGGUAUCACGGGCUGAAUUUGAUGCAUUCAUGUCUCGUGCUGUGCCUCUGAGCAUAGCCAUUGGUGCAUUUUCUUUGGUCAUCACUGUAGCAGAGGCUCUUACUUCGGCUCUGUUUGAAGUGCGUGGAUGCCUGGAUAAGUUCGGGGUGUUCAGCACAACUGCUAUCUACUCUGUUGCUGCAAUCUGCAUGUUUGGAAUCAGCCUGGUGCCAUACUCUGUUCUGGACCGACCUACAAAUCAGCGGGUUUGGCCCGUGUUCAGAAACCUGUAUGAUCACAGCUCAGACCUUCAACUUACUUCUGCAUAUGGUCUUUUCCGGCGCAUGACUGGUGUUGGGGGGAGGCCAGAGGUCAUCCUUGAAGGGGCCAAUUCUCUUGAGGGGCCUUGGGUGGAGUACGAGUUUCCCUAUAAGCCAGGGAGCCUUGACCGCAUGCCUGGAUUUGUUACUCCCCAUCAACCACGAGUAGAUUGGCAGAUGUGGUUUGCAGCUUUAGGCACGUAUAACCAAAACCCAUGGCUUAUCUCUCUGGCCCAUCGCCUGCUCUCUGGCCAACCUGAAGUAGUGGCUCUCCUUGAUCCAUCCUCUCCCUGGCUUGAUGCACAACCUAAGUACAUCAAGGCCUCCAAGUAUAUCUACCACUAUACCACCUGGGAUGAAGGCGCCGAGUCAGGAAGAAUGUGGAAGCGUACUCGUGAGGAUGAUUACCUCCCCAUCUUCACGGUGGACCAUGCACCCCUGGUGGAGUACCUGCGUAAAAUAGGGACCAUUGGCACCAUGGACAUCCCAGCCACCAACCAGCCUCUGCAGCAUGGCCUGGAUAAUGUGAGGGCAUUCAUAAACUCCUUUGAUCCACCACUUGUUCUCUGGACUCUACUUGUCACUGGCUGGGCCAUUAUGUGGACCAAGAGAAGCCCUACGCCGAAACCAAUCAUGUAUCGCUCAUCUAAACGCAAGAGUGGAUAGUAUCUAAGUUGAUAUUGGACUCUGGAUUGUUUGUUUUUCAAUAUAGCAUUUUGUUGGAAGACAUGAACAGUGGAGACAAACAAACAGGCAGAGAGCACUUAAUCAUAAUAUUUGAAGUACAGGUGUGGUUAGUGCUGUGAAGUUGUCAAUAUAAUACAAAUCCUGCUUCCUGGAUUGGGAAGAGAUGAAAGAUAGGAAAAGACCUCAGCAUGAGGAGUAAGUUUACAUGAAAACACAGUAAGACCUCAACAAUUAAGUUUUUAAUCUAAUUUGUUUGUUUGGCCAAAGAAACAAUUGCUGACACUGUUCUUCAUGGCUUAUACCACCUAAUUGUGUGUUAGAUUAAUUGAAUUUAUACCAGUUUUGAUAUGGUUGAUAAAUGUUUUAUUGAUAAUAGUAGUUUUGUAUGAUGACUGAAUAUAGAUAUGAUAAUUAGAAAUAUAAAA